Molecule: messenger RNA, 801 nt
Organism: Monoraphidium neglectum
Lineage: Eukaryota; Viridiplantae; Chlorophyta; Chlorophyceae; Sphaeropleales; Selenastraceae
Exons: 5
Coding region: 1-801 (266 amino acids)
Biological process (GO): ceramide biosynthetic process
Cellular component (GO): Golgi membrane; endoplasmic reticulum membrane
Molecular function (GO): sphingomyelin synthase activity; ceramide cholinephosphotransferase activity
Source: RefSeq, a predicted model, not a curated record
AUGCUGCGCCUGCAUGGGCCUGCUUGUGCCGGCCUGGGGACGCUGGCGUACAAGGUGCUGACCUUUCGGCGGUGGAGCGAUGAGAACCGCUACGCCCUGCGCUUCCUGGCCUGCUUCCUCCUCAUGAUUGUAGAGCUGCUGUUUGAGAAUUGCAUGGACAACGCGGAGAUUGUGUUCAGGGGGCUGGCGGGCAGGGGCCGCCUGCUGCACUGGGCGCUGUACAGCGACUGGGUGCACACCAAGGAGUUCCUGGCCACCUGCCUCAUGCUGGCCUUCUCGGCGGCGUGGGACCAGACCCCAUACUCUGGCUUUGCCAUGAUGUCGCGCUUUUCCGUGGCGAUCUGCUUCGGCCGCCUCCUGCGCGUCGCGUGCUUCAUGACCACCAUCCUGCCCAGCCCGCGGCCCGGCUGCUACAAGCGCCGAUUCCCGCCGCCGCCUGACAGCGCGUGGGAGAUGCUGAGGAUCGGGUUCACGACGCUGCGCGGCAUGGGCGGCUGCAACGACCUAAUCUUCAGCUACUACCCUGGCCACCCAUGGAUGCUGGCCCUGGUCUGGGUCGCCCUGAUCCAGACGUCCAUCCGGGACUUCUUGGAGCACAUGCAUUACAGCAUCGACAUGCUGCUGGCCGUCAUAGUGACAUCAGCGGUCUGGAGCUGGACACGCUGGGUCUACCCCGAGAGCGAGCUGCUGCCGCGGCGGCCCGAGGGCGCGCCGCCAGACCCUACAAACCCGUAUGUUCUGGGGAUUGUGGCAUUUGGGCUGUUGACGGCGGCGGUGGUGGCUUUCGUGGCAAAGGCUUGA